CUGCAGCAUGUUAUCUCUUUUAUAAGGGAAGACUAAAACAGAGACAUAAAAGCAGAAAACUCAAAACACAACAUGCACAUUUAGAAACCGCCCUUGUAUCAGUCUUUCUCCAAAUAGCGAACCCCUCAACCUUAGAGAAAAAAAAAAUGAAGAAGUGCGAGCUCUGUGACUCUUUAGCUAAAAUAUACUGCGAAUCAGAUCAAGCAAGCCUUUGCUGGGACUGUGAUGCCAAUGUUCACUGUGCAAAUUUCCUUGUUUCUAAACAUUCAAGAACGCUUCUUUGCCACCUCUGCCAAUCUUUCACCCCCUGGACAGCCUCCGGACCCAAGUUCAGCCCGACUGUUUCUGUUUGCGAGAACUGUGUAAACAAUUCCUCUUGUAGAGAUGAAAGAGGCAGUGAACAUGAUCAAAGUAGCGAUGGUGAUGAUGAUGAUGAUCUUGAUAGAGAAGACACUGGCGAUGAUGAAGACGAUGAAAAUGGUGAUGGAAACGAUGAAGAUGAAGAAGAAAAUCAAGUGGUUCCUUGGUCUUCUGCAGCGCCUCCACCAGCUUCAAGUUCUUCUAACAGUGAUCAAGAAUGCUCCAGUAGGAUGUGUAAUAGCGACGAAGGUGCUUCUCAAUCAAGAAUUGCAUUUUCUUUGAAGCGAAUGAGAGAAACUUCUCAGGAUCAUCUAGGCUGCCUGAUAUCUCAAGAUAAUCCAAAUGCAUGCAUGUCAAAUGAAUUACCCUUUCAGGCAAAGCCAUUGAAGAACCAGGAAAGAACCAUGAGAGAGUCUCACGAGGGAUUGCAGAAACCCAAACUCCCUGAAGACACUAUGAAGUUUGAUAUCUGCAAACUGAACAAAGCAUCUGGAAAAUGCCAUUGAUAUAUUGACUAAAUAAUUAUAGCCAGGUAAUUUUCUCUGAUCGAAAGCCAUUGUAACUCUAAUCUGAGAUUGAUCUGUGGUAGUGUACUAGUCUCUCUUUAACAAUUAACCACUUAGAGAAAUACUGUAUUGUAUUAAUCAUAGGUAUUAGUUUGCUUUAUUGCAAUGCAUAGUUCUUCUGGGUA
Messenger RNA from Hevea brasiliensis (rubber tree), 1051 nucleotides. RefSeq names its product putative zinc finger protein CONSTANS-LIKE 11. Gene Ontology annotation, molecular function: zinc ion binding. The transcript has 2 exons. The coding region runs from base 147 to 866 and encodes 239 amino acids. The record is from RefSeq and is a predicted model, not a curated record. Lineage: Eukaryota; Viridiplantae; Streptophyta; Magnoliopsida; Malpighiales; Euphorbiaceae.